Molecule: messenger RNA, 847 nt
Organism: Phasianus colchicus (ring-necked pheasant)
Lineage: Eukaryota; Metazoa; Chordata; Aves; Galliformes; Phasianidae
Source: RefSeq, a predicted model, not a curated record
AUGGAAUGUCUCCGGCCAACGGCGGAGGGAGGGAGAGCGACGGGCGGCUCUCCGCACCGCCCUGCGGCCCGGCACCCAGGUACGGCGGAGCGAGCGCUCGGCGAAGGGGGAUUUCCUCGGUCCGGUCCCCCGCGCGGCCGCUGGGAGGCUCCGCCGCUCGCCCCGGCCCCGGCGGCGCCGCCGCCGCGCCACCCGCCCCCCGCCCCCGCAGGGCCCGCUCCGAGAGCCCCGCACGCACCGCGGGGCACGGCCGCGGGCUGCGGCGGCGGCGGCGGAGGAGGAGAAGGAGGAGGAGGAGGAGGAGGCGGCGGGAGCGCGGCACGCAGCCGGGGAUGGGAUAUACAAAAACACAAAGGAAAAGCGGCCGGACUGCUCGGGGGGCAGAAGGCUGCAAGUUUUGCUUUUCUUGAAACUGUACUCGAAACUGUUCGCUGUCUGGGAGUCUACGGGAAAGUACGCGAGAGGAGUUCUUUGCCUGGGGUUGUAGCUCGCUUCGUUAUUGCUAAGGGGGGAAAUAAGCACCGAAGGCGCUUCGGCUUUACCCAGCGGCCGCGAGCACCGAUCGCACAGCGGCGGGCAGCGCUCCGGGACCCCGCGGAACCCCGCAGCGGCGGCGGACGGGCGCAGCCCGAAGAGGAGCGGCGGAGCGAGAGCACAAAGACGGGACCGAGACCGGGACCGAGCCCAGCCCGGACCGACGGACCGCGGGUUUCACCGCCGAGAAGCCGGCGGAGCUCCGAACCACACCUCGGGGGGGGGCCGGGGCAGCGCUCGGCGGUUCCUUUCCUCGCAUCAAUUUCCACUUCAAGAAAUAACCCCCGCCCGCGCCCGAAAUAAAAUAAAAUCA